Molecule: messenger RNA, 744 nt
Organism: Pleurotus ostreatus (oyster mushroom)
Lineage: Eukaryota; Fungi; Basidiomycota; Agaricomycetes; Agaricales; Pleurotaceae
Exons: 7
Coding region: 1-744 (247 amino acids)
Biological process (GO): ubiquitin-dependent protein catabolic process
Cellular component (GO): proteasome core complex, alpha-subunit complex; nucleus; proteasome core complex
Source: RefSeq, a predicted model, not a curated record
AUGACUUCCAUCGGCACCGGAUACGAUCUCUCUGCAAGCACAUACUCUCCCGAUGGACGUAUAUUCCAGGUGGAAUAUGCGAACAAGGCAGUCGAGAACUCUGGGACUGCAAUUGGCCUCAAGGUCAAAGAUGGAGUCGUCCUCGCCGUCGAGAAACUGGUCCAUUCGAAACUCCUCGUUCCUGGUGUAAACAGGAGAAUACACACAGUCGACAAGCACAUCGGGCUGGCAUCUGCGGGCUUGCUAGCGGAUAGUCGGCAUUUGGCCAACAGAUCCAGAGACGAAGCCGUCAAUUACCGGGAAACGAUGCACAGUCCGCCGCAACUGAAGAGUGUGGCAGAACGUGUCGGCCUGUACCUACAGGCAUAUACUCUUUAUUCAUCUGUACGGCCCUUUGGCGUGAGCACCAUACUUGGUGGUGUAGACAAGAACGGACCCCAGCUAUUUGUGUUGGAACCCAGUGGGACGUACCAUGGCUACCAUGGAGCCGCCGUUGGUAAGGGCAGACAACUGGCAAAGACCGAGCUGGAGAAACUGCAAUUGGCUGAUCUGACGAUGCGUGAGGCCGUCAUGCAAGCCGCAAGAAUCAUCUACCUUGUACACGAAGAUGCAAAAGAGAAAGAGUUCGAGCUGGAGAUGUCAUGGAUUGGUGAAGAAACCGGGAACAAGCAUGUACCAGUACCCGAAGAUCUUCUCAAGGAAGCGGAAACCCAAGCAAAGGCUGCGCUGGAAGACUUCGAGUAG